GCUUGCUCAGUUCUUUUUUUUUUUGUUUUUGUUUUUUUGUAGGUCUGAUUGAAUGAGCGAUUCGGUGGAAGCGAGCCAGAGCUCGAGUCAGAGCCAGAGCGAGAGUCAGCCAGUCGCUGCUCCAGCUCCAGCCAGUCCUCCGGCCACCGCUGCCGCCGCCGUCACCGCAGCAUCGCCUGCACCAGCACCAGCAGCAACGCCUUCUCCCACUCCCGCCACAGAAUCCGCCGCCGCCGCCCCAGCCGCCCCAGCCGCCGAGCAGCAGCCUGCAGGAACAUCAGCGUCGAGCGAGCAGACAAAGAGCGCGACGGGUGGCGAAGUUACAACGACGACUGCCGCUGGUGACGCGACUGCCCAGGCAGCCAGCAGCCCGCAGCCGCAGCCGAGCGAUGGCAACACAUCUGGCGCUUCUUCUGCUACGAACGCGGCGCAGGACGGCGGCAAGAAGGACGCUGCCAAAGCGCCGCGGGAACGGCCGCCGCGCGAGCCAAAGCAAGCGCGAGCGCCAAAGGAGCCCAAGGACGCCAAGGACGCCAAGGAUGCCAAGGACGGAGCAAAGGACGCCAAGGAGCCCAAGGACGGAGCAAAGGAUUCAAAGGAGCCGAAAGACGGAGCAAAGGAGCCCCGAGCACCCAAAGAGCCCCGAGAACCUCGAGAGCCCCGAGAACCCAAGGCCGCAGCUGCACCCAAAGAGCCAAAGGAUGCCAAGGAUAAGGCGUCGUCGUCGCAACAAAAGCCCGCCGCCAAGGGAGCUAAAGACACCACAGAGGGCAAGCCGGCAGCAGCGAAAGACAGCAAAUCUGGCGUUCCCGCACCGUCCGGUGGUUUGCAGCAUGCCUCGUCGUCCUCCUCAAAGGACCGUGCUUCUGCUGCUGCUGCUGCUGCUGCUGCGACGACUGCAUCUGCGCAUGCAUCCACCAACAGCACCUCGCAUCACGACCGCUCGCAUCGGUCUGGUGCGACCACCGCUCCCGCCACAUCAUCCGCCGCCGUCUCCUCACACACGUCACACACGGCUCCAUCAGCGGCAAUUCACGCCUCUCCACAGCUCCAUCACAGCACGACCUCCCCGGCUUCUGUGCCGGUGAAUGAGCUCCAGCAACACAGCGUGCUCCACUUGGUCUCGUCAGGGCGCUACAAUGAGCGCAAGCGUCGCGUGCUUGUGGUGAACGACGUUCGGGGCAAGCUUUCCCUGCUCGUUCAGCUUGCACAGCACGAGCAGGCGGACAUUGUGAUCAACACUGGCAACUUUGGCUUUUACGACGACACGAGCUACUCGACCAUGUUGUUCAAGGAUUUGCAAAACCGCAUCGUCAAGUCCACCCGCAACAUCCAGACCAAGACCUUGACCAGCGAAAUGAACGAGCCUGAUCUGCGCAAGUACGGCCGCACCAACCACAGCUUGAGCGAGCUGCCCCUCUAUCUUCGCGGCGAGCGCACUCUCCAUGUGCCCAUUUACACCAUCUGGGGCCAGCACGAGGAUGUGCGUGUGCUUGAAAAGUUCCGCUCUGGCGAUUACGCCGUCAAGAACCUGCACGUGCUGGACGAACGAAACUCCUUUCGCAUUGACAAUCUGCGCCUGUUCGGCUUGGGCGGCGACCUUACUUACAGCAAGUUGCUCGACUCGGGCACGACAUCCUCCAUUGCUGGCGACAACUGCCGAGCAUGGACGACCUUUCUUCAGAUCGCCGAGCUGCUGGCCUUGGCUCGUCAGACCCAGGAUCCAGCGAUUGUGCGUCCAGCAGCCACCCACUCUGGUGCGUCCCAUUCCGCUGCCCCGCGAGACCCGAUCCCGGUCACCAGGAUUUUGGUGAGCCACGUUGGCUCUGGUGCCGAUGCUUUGAUUACGCGCAUUGCUUCCGAAAUCCAUGCCGACUACACGAUCAGCGGCAGCGUCCUCAGCACCUCCUGCUUGUCGUACACAAACUCGCAGGUCAUGUCCCAAGAGCUGUACCAUGCUCGACUGGCAACUUGCACCGAGGCCCUUCAGACCAUCUGGAACCAGGUGCACGAGACUCUCCGUCAAGGCUGCACACCUGAAGAACUCGCUCUUAUUUCGUCGGUGAUGACCAUGGUGCGCCAACCCGUGACUGACGCCAGUUGGUCCUCCACUGUUCACCACAUUCUGCCCAGCUGGGAGACUGGAUAUGCCGUCCUUGCUGUUGACCAGAAGGGGCGCAUUGCUUCUGAGAUGUACUCUGAAGGUGUCGACCGCAUCAAGCGUCGUGCUGCACCGGAGACCGCCAAGCACCACACACGCGCGAGCUCGUCCAUUGUCACCAACCUUCCUGGCCGCACGAAUGGCGAAACUCGCGAGCGUCGGGAACCGCGCACUGCACCGACUUCCACCAGCGCUGGGCACGCGCACGCUGCUCCCUCUGGUGCUGCCAGCAGCGGCAAAGACUCCGCACUUCAGUUCCCCUUUACUGCGUUCAUGAAGCCCGUUCCUUCCACCACCACGGAGGAGCAGAUUCGCGAUUUCUUUGCUGGUUUGCCGAUCACAAGCGUCUACCUUGUCAAUGCCAGGGGCUUUGCUCACGUCGAUUUCAAUGAUGCUGACGCGUUGCUUGCUGCCAUCAAAUUGACAAACACGAAAUUCCUCGGCGGAGAGGAAGUGUCCAUCGAGAUUUCGCGUCCCCAUUCUACGAAGCCUGGAAUCCGCCCAGCGUUGGGAGGCAGCAGCUCUUCUACCGGUUCCAGCCAGAAUUCGUCCUCGUACAACGGAAGCACGCCCUUAUUUUCGCAGAGAGGCAGCCGCUCCGAGUACAGCGGCGAGCGCAAGCCGCGUGAAGGCCAAACGUCGGCUGCUGGCCACAAGGAUUCCCGUCCCUCCAAGUAACACCUGUUACCCCAAACAAAUCUCCCUUUCGUUUCGAUUUCUCUUCCCGCCUCUUUCUCGCCCCUUCUUUUUUUUUUUUUGGUUCACAGCUGCCAUUUCUGAAACAGUGUUUUGCUUGUAGAACGUGUCCCCUGUUUCUCCAUCACAAUUACAAAAAGGGCAAACAAAUCAGACUCUAUUCAC
This is a messenger RNA of Capsaspora owczarzaki ATCC 30864, 3022 nucleotides long. RefSeq lists its product as hypothetical. NCBI's taxonomy places the organism in Eukaryota, Filasterea, Ministeriida, Capsasporidae. The coding region runs from base 53 to 2839 and encodes 928 amino acids. The record is from RefSeq and is a predicted model, not a curated record. Gene Ontology annotation, molecular function: RNA binding. The transcript has 8 exons.